AUGAAAUUUCCAAUCGAGACGCCAAGGAAACAGGUGAACUGGGACCCACAAGUCUGUGUUCCAGAUUCAGUCCCCCUUCCCUCCCCUCCUUGUGAGCGGCCCACGGACCCUGCCCAGAGUGGGCACGGGCACCAUCCAGCACCCCGACUCUCUAUUUCCUCCCCCCGGACCACUGUGAUUGCUAGCAUGGAAACCACCUCACAGGGUUUGCAGACAGUCAUGAAGUGGAAAACAGUAGUGGCCAUCUUCUUUGUGGUUGUAGCCUACCUGGUCAGUGGAGGGCUUGUGUUCCGUGCCCUGGAGCAACCAGAAGAAAGCAAACAGAAGAUCAGAAUAGCCGACGAUAAGGCCAGAUUCCUUCAGAAGCACAACUGUGUGUCUCCAGAGGAGCUGGAGGCAUUGAUUCAGCGAGCCAUUAUCGCUACUAAUGCAGGAGUCAAUCCUGCAGGAACCUCUUCUAAUAGCAGCAGCCACUGGGACCUUGGAAGUGCCUUUUUCUUUGCUGGAACUGUCAUCACGACUAUAGGGUAUGGAAACAUUGCUCCAAGCACAGAGGGUGGAAAAAUCUUCUGCAUUUUGUAUGCCAUCUUUGGGAUUCCACUCUUUGGCUUUCUGCUGGCUGGCAUUGGAGACCAACUGGGGACCAUCUUUGGCAAGAGCAUCGCAAGAGUGGAAAAGGUUUUUCGAAAGAAACAAGUGAGCCAGACGAAGAUCCGGGUGAUCUCAACCAUUCUAUUCAUCCUGGCCGGUUGUAUCGUUUUUGUCACCAUUCCAGCAGUCAUUUUCAAAUACAUUGAAAAAGAAUGGUCAGCUCUGGAUUCCAUUUACUUUGUGGUUGUCACCCUGACCACCGUUGGCUUUGGUGAUUUUGUGGCAGGAGGAAAUACUGAAAUCCAGUAUCUGGAGUGGUACAAGCCCCUGGUGUGGUUCUGGAUCCUGGUUGGUCUUGCCUAUUUUGCUGCUGUCCUCAGUAUGAUUGGAGAUUGGCUACGAGUUCUUUCAAAGAAGACUAAAGAAGAGGUUGGUGAAAUAAAAGCCCAUGCAGCUGAAUGGAAAGCCAAUGUGACUGCAGAGUUCAGGGAAACACGGAGACGACUGAGUGUGGAGAUCCACGACAAGCUUCAGCGGGCAGCCACCAUCCGGAGCAUGGAGCGCAGGCGCCUGGGGCUGGACCAGAGAGCCCACUCUUUGGAUAUGCUGUCUCCAGAGAAACGCUGUGUCUUUGCUGCCUUGGACAGUGGCCGCUUUAAGGCUUCAUCUCAGGAAAGCAUCAACAACAAACCGAACAAUUUGCGCCUUAAAGGGACAGAGCAGCUGAGCAAGCAUGGGCAGGGGGCGUCAGAGGACAACAUUGUCAACAAAUUUAACUCUUCUUCCAAGCUGACCAAGAGGAAAAAUAAAGACCUGAAAAAAAGCAUCCCUGAAGACGUGCGGAAAAUUUAUGAGACGUUCCGGAACUAUUCCUUGGAUGAAGAGAAGAAGGAGGAAGAUUCUGAGAAAGUGUGCAACUCAGAGCAUUCAAGCACUGCUGUUCUCACCAACUGCAUUGAACAGCACAUGGACCUGGAUAAUGGAAUGAUACCCACUGAAACCAAAGAUAGGGAACAUGAAAACAAAUCUUUACUUGAAGACAGGAAUUAA
This is a messenger RNA of Gekko japonicus, 1641 nucleotides long. It is a transcript of the gene KCNK10, whose product is annotated as potassium channel, two pore domain subfamily K, member 10. Gene Ontology annotation, cellular component: membrane. Gene Ontology annotation, biological process: stabilization of membrane potential; potassium ion transmembrane transport. Gene Ontology annotation, molecular function: potassium ion leak channel activity. The transcript has 9 exons. NCBI's taxonomy places the organism in Eukaryota, Metazoa, Chordata, Lepidosauria, Squamata, Gekkonidae. Bases 1 to 1641 code for a protein of 546 amino acids. The record is from RefSeq and is a predicted model, not a curated record.